CAUCACCCUUUGUGGGAGGCGCCGGGAUCCCUCGGAACUCGGGGAAACUGAGGCACAGCCGUGGGCGUCGCCCCGGGACGGCGCUUCCUGUUCCUCCUCCGGGCAGCGGGUUCAGGCGGCUCGAUCCCAUGGGAUGGACGCAGCGCGAAGCCCUCGGCGCCCCCUCCCCGCAGGUGACGCUUCCCACCAUGUCCCUCUGGAGCAUCGUCUCCCAGAUGGCGCCGGAGGAGUUCAGCGGAAUCUUCGCGGAGUUCCCCCGCAGUCUGCGCUGCGUCCUGGGCGAGUGGCUGGAGAACCAGCCCUGGGAGUUCAUCCACGGCCCCGACACCUUCUGCACCAGUGUGGCACAGGGGCUGGUCUCAGCGAUGCUGGAGAGGCUGCGCAGUGCCGGCGGUGACGGACAGCAGUGCCACAUUCUGCAGCAAAUCAGCAGCAUUGAGGGCACAUACCGGCACGACCCGAUGCGCUUGGUGGCUGUCCUGAGGGCCAUCCUGGAAGGCGAGAAGGCCGCCGUGCUGCGGAGGGACCACCACCUGCCCCUCAGCUUCCACCGGCGCCAGGAGGAGCUCAAAUUCAGUCUGGGGCUGCGGCGGCUGCAGCAUCGCGUGCGGGAGGUGCAGGCAGUGCGGGAGCAUGGGGCAGCGCUGGGGGACGGCCCUGCAGCCUCGAACGCGCGGGACCCGCAGCUGAAAUCGGAAGGGAAAGCACCGGAGAGUGAGCUGCCUGCGCUCCUCCUGGAGGCCACCAAGGAGCUGGAGGCGGUCAGGCAGCAGGUGCUGAAGCGCAUCCAGAUCUGGAAGCGGCAGCAGCAGCUGGCGGGGAACGGCGCACCCUUCGAGGAGAACCUCGCACCGCUGCAGAAACGGUGUGAAGGUUUGGUGGAGGUUCACUUCCAGCUGCAUCAACAGGUGAUGGCGGCGGGCGCAGAGCUGGGGGCAGAGCUGCUGUCCCAACUGCUGGAGAGGCUCAACGAGGUCCUGUCCAGCCUGGUUCAGAGCUCCUUCCUGGUGGAGAAGCAGCCCCCCCAGGUGCUGAAGACGCAGACCAAGUUCCAGGCGAGCGUCCGCUUCCUGCUGGGCCCACAGCUGCUGCAGGCAUCCCCCAAACCCUGCAUAGUGCGUGCCGAUAUGGUGACGGAGAAGCAGGCACGGGAGUUGGCACACAGUGCUUACAGCAGCACCCUGAGUGAGAGCACCGGGGAGAUCGUGCACAACGUGGUGGCCUUGGAGACCAACCCGGGCAGCGGGACCUGCAGCGCCAGCUUCAAGAAUGUGAUGCUGAAGAAGAUAAAGCGCUGUGAACGGAAGGGCUCUGAAUCGGUGACAGAAGAGAAAUGCGCCGUUCUGUUCAGCUGCACCGUGGGGCUGAGCCCCAGUGGGACCACCGUGAGGCUGCAGGUCCUGUCCCUCCCCAUCGUGGUCAUCGUCCACGGGAACCAGGACAACAAUGCCAAGGCGACGGUGCUGUGGGAUAAUGCCUUCUCUGAGAUCGAGAGGGUGCCCUUCGUGGUGGCCGAGCGCGUCCCCUGGGAGAAGAUGUGCGAGACGCUGAACCUGAAGUUCAUGGCGGAGGUGCAGACCACCAAAGGGCUCUUGAAGGAGCAUUACUUCUUCCUGGCCCAGAAAAUCUUCAACGACCACAGCGCCGCUCCGGAGGACUUCCAGAGCCGCAGCGUCUCCUGGGCACAGUUCAAUAAGGAGAUCCUGCCUGGACGGGGCUUCACCUUCUGGCAGUGGUUCGAUGGAGUCCUGGACCUCACCAAGCGGUGCCUCAAGAGCUACUGGUCAGACCGGCUGAUCAUUGGCUUCAUCAGCAAGCAGUACGUGUGCAAGCUGCUGAGCACGGAGCCCGACGGAACGUUCCUGCUGCGCUUCAGCGAUUCCGAGAUCGGGGGGGUCACCAUCGCUCACGUCAUCCGUGGCAAGGACGGUUCCAGCCAGGUGGAGAACAUUCAGCCUUUCUCUGCUAAGGACCUUUCCAUCCGCUCCCUGGGGGACCGCAUCCGUGAUCUGAGGCAGCUGCGCAACCUCUACCCCAGCACCCCCAAGGAUCAGGCGUUCGGAUGCCACUACAACAAGGAGCAGACAGGGAAGGACGGACGGGGCUACGUCUCCACAGCCAUCAAAAUGACAGUGGAAAGCGAGAGGGACCAACCGCCCCAGAGCACUGCGGGGGGGGGUCCCGAAGCUGUCCAGCCCCCCCUGUUCGCCCUCCCCAUGCUACAGCCCGAGCUGCAGCCCAAGAACCUGCUGAGCUCCACCUGCCCCCCCGCCCCAUUCUGUCCCCAGCCCAUGGGCAGUUACCCCCCAGGUGAGAGCAGCAUCAGCACAAUGGUCACCGAAGGCCUCCACUCCUCCUUCCCCAGCCCAGGGCCAGUGCUCUCCUCACCCCCUCUGGUGAUGGACCCUGCCAUGCCCCGCUGCCAGGACCCUUUCCGGAACCCCAUGAGCUUUCUACCCAACCAAUUUCUGCCUGGGGAAGGUCCCCCCCGGGUGGAGGGUCCCCACCAGCUGAUACCCGGGGGUCCCUCCCCUGAACCCCGAGAUGAGGAGAUGCCAGAGCUCGGCCCCUUCGAAGCCAUCAACACAGCACUGCAGAGCUCCCCGAGGUGGCUGCCGCCCAGCACAGAGCUGCCCCCUGCCUCUGAGUUUGAUCAGUUCCUGCAGGAAAUGUCUCUGGAGGACCCCACGUUGUGCCCCCCCUUCACGCCCUCCCCGCAACGCAAUGCAUACCCCAACCCCACUGCAUCCUACUGGGGGCUGGGGGAGUCCCAUUGGGAUGACAGCAUCCGCCCGGGGCACGUGUGAGGGGUGGGGAGGGGGGAGUAUCGCACUGUGCCCCCCCACACACUGCCCCAUUGAGUUGCAUGGACUUGGCACAAAUUGCGCAGGGGAGGGGGGGAUCGGGGCGGGGGGAUGACAGCAUUUGGAUACCAUUCUGUUCUCCCCCCCCACCCGUGCACACGCUGCACUUUGAAGCACAGAGCUACAGCCCCAGGUGCUGGGGG
This is a messenger RNA of Lagopus leucura (white-tailed ptarmigan), 3007 nucleotides long. It is a transcript of the gene STAT6, whose product is annotated as signal transducer and activator of transcription 6. The record is from RefSeq and is a predicted model, not a curated record. Bases 129 to 2807 code for a protein of 892 amino acids. The transcript has 21 exons. Gene Ontology annotation, biological process: growth hormone receptor signaling pathway via JAK-STAT; cell surface receptor signaling pathway via JAK-STAT; regulation of transcription by RNA polymerase II. Gene Ontology annotation, molecular function: DNA-binding transcription factor activity, RNA polymerase II-specific; RNA polymerase II cis-regulatory region sequence-specific DNA binding. Lineage: Eukaryota; Metazoa; Chordata; Aves; Galliformes; Phasianidae.